Messenger RNA from Peromyscus leucopus (white-footed mouse), 929 nucleotides. RefSeq names its product transcription factor A, mitochondrial-like. Gene Ontology annotation, molecular function: transcription cis-regulatory region binding. Lineage: Eukaryota; Metazoa; Chordata; Mammalia; Rodentia; Cricetidae. The record is from RefSeq and is a predicted model, not a curated record.
AUGUGUUUUUACACCUGUUUGGAUACACUCCAAGAGCAAACCGGAGCUUGUUACUGCUGUGACAAGAGGUUUGAAAGGAUGAGCUGGAAGGUCCCCCAAGAGUGUAUAAAAACCCUUGUCUGUAUUCCGAAAUGGUUUUCAUCUAACUUGGGUAAUUAUCCAAAGAAACCUAUGAGUUCAUACCUUCGGUUUUCUACAGAACAGCUACCCAGAUUUAAAGCUAAACACCCAGAUGCAAAACUUUCAGACCUGGUUAGAAAAAUUGCAGCCGCGUGGAGGGAACUACCGGAUGCAGAAAAAAAAGUGUAUGAAGCUGAUUUUAAGGCAGAAUGGAAAGCGUACAAAGAAGCUAUGAGCAAAUUUAAAGACCAGCUAACUCCAAGUCAGUUGGUAUCUUUUGAAAAAGAAGUCAGGCAAAAACGUAUGAAAAAGCAAGCAUUAGUAAAAAAGAAAGAGUUAAUGUUGCUUGGAAAACCAAAAAGACCUCGAUCAGCAUACAACAUUUACGUAUCUGAAAGCUUUCAAGAGGCUACAGAUCAAACUGCUCAGGGAAAACUGAAGACUAUAAAUGAGGCUUGGAAAAACCUAUCUAGUGAUGAAAAGCAGGCAUACAUUCAGCUUGCUAAAGAUGAUAGAAUUCAUUAUGAUAAUGAAAUGAAGUCUUGGGAAGAGCAAAUGGCUGAAGUUGGACGAAGUGAUCUCAUUCGACGCAAUGUGAAACGAGCAGGAGACAUCACUGAGAAUUAAGACAGAAGAUGGAGUUGUCUUUGUGAUUAGGCACAAGAAACCAACUAGGUCUCAGUGCCUUAAUAGUCAAAUAAGAAAGGCUAAGGCUGGUUGACACUGGGUAGUCAGUUCCUUUUUCUGUAGCCCACGGACCUCUGCCUGUUGAAUACAUUUCUGUUAUUAUAUCAAGCCCUGACAGUGGA